AUGAAAAGACAGACGGCUUUCCAUAAUUGGUUCACGAAGAUGCAAGAACUCCAGGGCGCCCAAUUGGCCACCGAAUGGCGGGUGUCGCUCCCCGUGCAUUUCAUUAGAAAACAAGAUUAUCGUGGCAAAAAAAAAACUGUCCUGCAAUUCGACUUUCGCCGUUCGUCUUUGGACUACGAGGUUCUGAAGGAGCAGUUGACUGGCUUCCUGAGCUGUUGUCACGAACUCCAGGAGUACGUGCUUUACCUUCGGAGUUUUCCAUGUCGGGCUGCCGCUUAUUGCUCAACCGAAGCAACAUCGGAAACUCGGGAUGAAAUUCUGAAGGCUGCUGAGGAAGAGUACGACAUGAUCCGGGAAAUCGAGGCCACACCUUCCGGCUCCAGUGUGCUCAAGCAGCAUGCUCUGCACACCACGUUUCAGGUGUACCGGGAGAUCAUGGCAACCAUGCAGCUGCACCAGUUCAAGGAUUGCAAGGCAAUAGAGGACAUUGUGCAAGCAUGGUACCCUCGUUGGGGCCAGUCAUCCAGUUUGGAGCAGGUGUUUCGAGAGCUGGAGCAGGCUACGAAAAGGGUGGGUCAUGUGGGAAACUCGAUGUCGAACCUCUCCUGUGUGGCUGUGCGGGCUUUGGAAAGAAGGGUUUGCUCCGGCGAACAGUGUCCUGAGACGCCGUCCUUGUGCGAAAAGGACUGGGAGGGCCAGGUGAUCCGUCUGAAAGAGAUUUCCUGGCAGUUUGCUGGCAAGCUGCCGCCUGAGAAGCUGGACGAGAGACGGAUGCCAAAGAUGAUGAAAGAAUUUAAAGAUCCUUUCCAGGAGCAGACAGACAGCACAAAGGCUCUCGUGAUGGAGAGUGGGCCGAGACACAGCUGA
Messenger RNA from Symbiodinium sp. CCMP2592, 867 nucleotides. The record is from the annotation of a GenBank genome assembly. NCBI's taxonomy places the organism in Eukaryota, Dinophyceae, Suessiales, Symbiodiniaceae.